AUGACUGACCGUCAAUACCAUCAGAAUGAGGCCGAAAACGACCACGGGGCCAAUGCUCCUGAAUCUGUCGAUAUGCUGUCGCCACUGACGGUUGGUUCAAACAUCGGAGAGUUGCAGAGGCAGUAUCAGUCGCAGUACCGGUCAACCCACGAACAAUAUCAGUCAUCCCAGCGCUCACCUAUGGCUCCCGACCAUACUGAAAAGGAAGCAGUCUUGGUGGGACAUGACAGUACAGGCUUACACAUCGUGCCCUCAGAGCACAAGGCCGAAUACCCAGAGACGGUGACAACAGCAAGCCCGCAAAUAAAGCCGAUUACCAAGGAGAGCGCGACGCCAGCAAUUCCAGAAACUAAGAAUCAUUCGCUCCCCGCGGAUCGUGAUGGAGAUGGAGGAAUAAAAAAAAAAGACCACAGGAAGAUAUUGGGCUUCAGCCGCAAGGUGUUUAUACCACUUGCAGUUGCUCUUGUUAUUAUCAUCGCGGCCGCCAUUGGCGGGGGCGUUGGUGGCGCCGUUGCCUCUCGAAAGUCGGAUAACGGCGCCUCCUCAUCGACAACUAGCAGCAGUUCUUCUACGGUCCCGUCAUCAACCUCAUCCACUCCAACUAGUUCAACCUCAUCGACUACCAGCGCAUCCGCGACGGCGACGAUCCACUUUCUCAACAACCAGACCUGGCCGAAGGGCGAUACAUUCGCUUUCCAGGGCUUUUCAAGAGACAACUUUACAGGUGUUGCCUCGGACAUCGUCACUGGUGAUGGUGGGAAAGAGUUUGGGGUCGAUUUCAAGUUUGACCUUCACAGCUACGAGGGCAAAGUUGGGUGGCAUUGCCGCGAAGUAAAGAAAGACCAGGCAUCGGGACCAGUCCCACGCAUUAAAGUGUGGUGUGACGAUACACAAAGCGAGGCUAUUUCAGACGAGAGAGGAUGUGACACACCAAAGUAG
Molecule: messenger RNA, 939 nt
Organism: Pochonia chlamydosporia 170
Lineage: Eukaryota; Fungi; Ascomycota; Sordariomycetes; Hypocreales; Clavicipitaceae
Exons: 3
Coding region: 1-939 (312 amino acids)
Source: RefSeq, a predicted model, not a curated record